Messenger RNA from Mus musculus (house mouse), 614 nucleotides. RefSeq names its product ribosomal protein L30 (gene Rpl30). The record is from RefSeq and is marked validated. Gene Ontology annotation, molecular function: RNA binding; structural constituent of ribosome. Gene Ontology annotation, biological process: killing of cells of another organism; cytoplasmic translation; antimicrobial humoral immune response mediated by antimicrobial peptide. Bases 215 to 562 code for a protein of 115 amino acids. Gene Ontology annotation, cellular component: nucleus; postsynaptic density; cytoplasm. The transcript is spliced from 4 exons. NCBI's taxonomy places the organism in Eukaryota, Metazoa, Chordata, Mammalia, Rodentia, Muridae.
GUCGGCCUAGAAGAGCUUUGCAUUGUGGGAGCUCCUUCCUUUCUCGCUCCCCGGCCAUCUUGGCGGCUGGUGUUGGUGAGUGAGCUCUGCGGGGUAAACGAUUAGGCGGCUCGGGGAGCUCCGCUAGCUGGUGUUUGACGCUCUGGAUUAUAAUCCUCUCUUCUGUCCUCUGUGUAUGCUAGGUUGGGGGUUGUCCCGCACCUAAGGCAGGAAGAUGGUGGCCGCAAAGAAGACGAAAAAGUCUCUGGAGUCGAUCAACUCUAGGCUCCAACUUGUUAUGAAAAGUGGGAAGUACGUGCUGGGCUACAAGCAGACUCUGAAGAUGAUCAGACAAGGCAAAGCGAAGUUGGUUAUCCUUGCCAACAACUGUCCAGCUUUGAGGAAAUCUGAAAUAGAGUACUAUGCCAUGUUGGCUAAAACUGGGGUCCAUCACUACAGUGGCAAUAAUAUUGAACUGGGCACAGCGUGUGGAAAAUACUACAGAGUAUGCACACUGGCUAUCAUUGACCCAGGUGAUUCUGAUAUUAUUAGAAGCAUGCCAGAACAGACUGGUGAGAAGUAAACAAGAAAGUUUUCCUUUAAUAAAACUUUGCCAGAGCUCCUUUUGAAAAACA